AUGCCGACUCUCAACAAGAUCAUCUUUGGAGCGGCGGCGGUGUUGGUGUCGUCCAGCGCCGCGUUUCCGCUGUACAGUGUGCACGGCGAUUCGCCUUGGAUGGCACGUGCGGACAACUCUUCGCUCGAAUCCUGUCUGUCGUCCAGCGGCGGGUUUGAACAGGCAUAUGCAUCGUCGGGCGACUACUCGGCGCUCACGUCGUCGUACAAUCCGCUGUUCUCGUACAAGCCUCUGGUCGUGGCGGUGCCCAACACCGAGUCGGAGGUGGCGAGCAUCGUCAAGUGCGUGGCGGCGCAAGAGGGCAGGCAGAAGCUAGCGCCCAAGUCGGGCGGACACUCGUACGAGGCCUACUCGCUCGGGGGCCAAGACGGUUCGGUCGUCAUAGACCUCUCCCACCUUAACAGCAUCCAGGUGGAUCAAGCCAACAAGACCGCAGCGGUGGGGGCGGGGGUGAGACUGGGUGCGUUGGCAAAGGGCAUUUGGGACCAGGGCAAGUUUGCGCUGCCCCAUGGAACGUGUCCGCUGGUCGGCGUGAGUGGACAUGCACUCGGGGGUGGGUUUGGAUACACGACGCGUGCGUGGGGGUUCCUGCUGGACCGCAUUAAGUCCAUGCGGGUAGUGACGAGCAAGGGAGACGUCAUCACCGUCUCGGAGGACGAGAAUACCGAUCUGUGGUGGGGCCUAAGAGGAGGCGGGGCCAACAACUUUGGCGUGGUGACGCAGUUCACUUUUGCGCUGCAGGAUGCUCCGACGCAGAUCCUCAACUACAACUACGCGUACGCCACCAACGAGGAUUGCGCCAAGGCGAUUGUUGCGAUCCAAGACAUGGCGAACGAUCCGGACACCAGCACGGGUUUGGAGGCUGGGUUGGGCGGCGAGCUGUUGGUGGCGGGCUCGGCGGCGGGCGACUUCAACGGCAAUGCAUGCCAGCUGGCAGGACAGCAUAUCAACACCGCGCGAGAGGGGCACGAUGCGCUCAUGGCGAGAUUCAACGCGCGUGCGGGCGUCCAACCUGCAACCGCGUCGGUCAAGCCGUUCGAUAGCUGGAUCGACGCACUGACGGAUCUCAUGGGCAAUCUGUCGGCCACCGGACCGCAGCAUGAACAGUUCUACGCAAAGUCGCUCGUCCAACCCGCCACGGCGCGCUACAACUACACCUCGGCACUCGAACUCGUCUCAGAGCUCAACUCGUACGCCGGGUUGAGGGGCACGGGCAACAGUAUUUCGUUUGACUUCUUGGGCGCGCUGGCGUAUUCGGCGACGAUCGAAGAUGCAAGUUUCAAUGCGCAUGGUGCGACGCUCAUCAACCAGUUCUACUCGUACGGCUUCCCCAGCAACGACGACCCCAACGCGCAGCAGGAUGUGUGGAAGGCAUUCGACAGUCUUGUGCGCACAGCUCAGGCCAGCGCACCCGAUGCGGACUGGGGUGCGUACGUCAACUACGUCGAUGCUAGACUGGACGACUGGGCGCACGCCUACUACGGCGCGGGCCUGGACCGGCUCAAGCAGCUCAAGGCCACAUGGGACCCGCAGAGCAUCUUUGACUUUCCACAGGGUCUAGCGCACGCCUGA
This is a messenger RNA of Moesziomyces antarcticus, 1572 nucleotides long. Its product is annotated as 6-hydroxy-D-nicotine oxidase. The transcript has a single exon. Gene Ontology annotation, molecular function: FAD binding; oxidoreductase activity. The coding region runs from base 1 to 1572 and encodes 523 amino acids. NCBI's taxonomy places the organism in Eukaryota, Fungi, Basidiomycota, Ustilaginomycetes, Ustilaginales, Ustilaginaceae. The record is from RefSeq and is a predicted model, not a curated record.